AUGGCAUCAAUGCGACGUCGUUUUAGAAUCCAAAACAAGAACAUAUUCCUUACAUAUGCCCAAUGUUCUAUUCCUAAAGAGAGAUUAUUAGAGAAAAUUAGAGCGCUGUUCACCGUCAGACCGCCAAAUUAUGUGAGGGUUGCACAUGAAUUACAUGAGGAUGGGCAGCCACAUCUCCAUGCUCUUGUCGAAUUCCCAUACCGUUUUCAGACGCAAGAUCAACGGUUCUUCAACGUUGCGCACGAUCAAAAUAGUCGCCAUUUCCAUCCAAAUGUACAAGGGGCAUACAACCAUCAGAACGUGCUGGAAUACAUCUCCAAACACGGGGAUUACGCGGAAUGGGGUGAAUUCCGUGAGAGGGGCCACUGCGCUAACCAGAGUAACAAAGAAAAUAUAUAUCGAGACGCACUUGCCGUCGGCACCAAGGACGAAGCCCUAGCACUGGUACAAAAUGGCGACACAAAAUGUUUCUGGUUAAAUUAUGACAAAUUGGCUUCCAAUUAUGAUCGUAUUUCAUAUACUCCGCCAUUGCCGUAUGUUCAUCCAUUUACAGACACAGUAUGGAUCGUUCCAACAGCCAUACAGCAAUGGGUUGCAGACAAUAUAAGAGACGAAGCCCAAAGACCGCAUCGGCCCAAGAGCAUUGUAAUUGAAGGCCCAUCUAGAAUUGGGAAAACAUGUUGGGCUAGGUCUUUGGGACCCCAUAAUUACUGUUCUGGCCACACCGACUUGAGGGACCACAAUGACGACGCUUUCUACAACAUAAUCGAUGAUGUGGCCCACAGUUUUUGA
Camellia sinensis is the source of this 792-nucleotide messenger RNA. RefSeq lists its product as uncharacterized. NCBI's taxonomy places the organism in Eukaryota, Viridiplantae, Streptophyta, Magnoliopsida, Ericales, Theaceae. Gene Ontology annotation, molecular function: structural molecule activity; DNA endonuclease activity, producing 5'-phosphomonoesters. The record is from RefSeq and is a predicted model, not a curated record. Gene Ontology annotation, biological process: DNA replication.